CCCCUCCCACCCAGACCAUGUGUGAGCUGUGGGGCUCUUAAAAACCUGUUUGUUGGGUACAGCUUUCAACCCAUCCACUCUCUAUUUUCACCUUUUAUCUCUCCUUUUCUCUCUCAACAGACACUUACAAAGAAAGGGUUGGUAUGACAGACUUCAGGAUCGGUGAGUUAAGGGUAGACGGAGCAGACACAGAAGCCAGGAAUCACUCGAGUGAAGAGGAAAAUGAGGAUUGGAUUAAACCUCUUAUUCACCAGUCCCAGGGGGCUAAAGAGUUUGCCUACUGCCCCUACAGUAAGUUCCGGGUGGGGGCAGCCCUGUUGGCACAUGAUGGGACAGUUUUUACAGAGAUUCCAGAAACUCUUACAAAUGCAGAACCUUUCUUAACAGGAUGCAAUGUAGAAAAUGCUAGCUACAACCUUGGCCUCUGUGCAGAGAGGACCGCUAUUGCAAAAGCUGUUUCCGGGGGAUACAGAAGCUUUAAGGCUAUUGCCAUUGCCAGUGACCUGGAAGACCAGUUCAUCUCACCAUGUGGAGGUUGCAGACAGUUCAUGAGAGAGUUUGGUGAUCAUUGGUCUGUCUACCUAUCCAAGCCUGAUGGUUCUUACAAGGAAAUGACUGUAGAAGACCUGCUUCCUGUGUCCUUUGGGCCCGAAGACCUGAAGAAAAAGAGAUUGUUCACCACAGAGAAUGGGUCAUAAUAGUAUUCACAAGUCAAGAGGCAAAACCAGAAUCGUUCAUAACAACAUUACAGGUCCAUGAAAUGUUAAACUGCUGGGCUGGAUAAUGGGCUGAUUUGCCAGCCAUUAGGACUAUACAAUGUAUUAGUUGAAUAAUGUCAUUGGAUAUUCUUUUUAUUCUGUCUGUACCUUUGAAAUUAGGAAAAUUGGUCUCAAUGUGUUUUCUAACAAUUUGUUUGAAAUGCAGUAAAUUACAGCAAACGAUAUUAAGCUACACAGCUCAUAAUCACAUUAGUAUUUGUAUAUGUAUGAUUUGCGAGUGCUUGUUUGAAGUAUGAAGUAUCAAUGUUGAAAAUGCAUUUUGAUGUAUUUCUCAUUAAUAUUACAAUAUUUUAGGCCAUUUGUGUACAGUUUUGAUUGUGUUUAGGCCUAUUUGCGUCAUUUGCUGACACCAACAACAUUGUCAUUGUCUCUUUAAUUCUAAAAACAGGUCAAGUAAAAAAUAAAAAAUAAAACGUCAUGUGACACUAAGAAGCA
This is a messenger RNA of Oncorhynchus keta (chum salmon), 1214 nucleotides long. Its product is annotated as cytidine deaminase-like. The transcript is spliced from 4 exons. Bases 144 to 698 code for a protein of 184 amino acids. Gene Ontology annotation, molecular function: zinc ion binding; cytidine deaminase activity. The record is from RefSeq and is a predicted model, not a curated record. NCBI's taxonomy places the organism in Eukaryota, Metazoa, Chordata, Actinopteri, Salmoniformes, Salmonidae. Gene Ontology annotation, cellular component: cytosol.